This is a messenger RNA of Aspergillus nidulans FGSC A4, 1404 nucleotides long. RefSeq names its product proteasome regulatory particle base subunit RPT6. The transcript has 3 exons. Gene Ontology annotation, molecular function: ATP hydrolysis activity; protein domain specific binding; ATP binding. Gene Ontology annotation, biological process: positive regulation of RNA polymerase II transcription preinitiation complex assembly; chromatin remodeling; positive regulation of transcription elongation by RNA polymerase II. Gene Ontology annotation, cellular component: proteasome regulatory particle, base subcomplex; cytoplasm; proteasome complex. The coding region runs from base 132 to 1301 and encodes 389 amino acids. Lineage: Eukaryota; Fungi; Ascomycota; Eurotiomycetes; Eurotiales; Aspergillaceae. The record is from RefSeq and is a predicted model, not a curated record.
ACUAACUUGAAACCGACCUACUCUAUCCAGCGAACAACCGCAGCAUUCCCGUUUAAUUGCAAUAAUCGAAGUUCGUACGGCGGGUUGUGAGUAGCAACUUGCUGACGCUGAUCCAAAGAGCUCCGUUCAUCAUGGCGCUCGACAACUACUACCGCAACAAGAUCGAGAGCAUGAAGCUCGAGAUUAUUCAAGGGCAAGCUGUACUACGACGACUUGAAGCGCAACGCAAUGAUUAUAACUCGCGGGUGCGCCUACUGCGAGAGGAACUAGGCCUACUUCAACAGCCUGGCUCUUACGUUGGAGAGGUGGUGAAAGUCAUGAGCACAAAGAAAGUCUUGGUGAAAGUACAUCCAGAGGGAAAAUAUGUUGUUGACAUCGCGGAUGGCGUUGACAUUGGCAAGCUGACCGUCGGCAAGCGUGUUGCCCUGCUCUCAGAUUCAUACAAACUGGAAAAGAUGCUCCCGUCAUCUGUGGACCCGCUGGUUUCGCUCAUGAUGGUCGAAAAGGUUCCCGACAGUACAUAUGAUAUGAUUGGUGGCCUCGACCAGCAAAUUAAGGAAAUCAAGGAGGUCAUUGAACUUGGCUUGAAACACCCCGAGUUGUUCGAGUCUCUGGGAAUUGCACAACCGAAGGGAGUUCUUCUUUACGGCCCCCCCGGCACCGGAAAGACCCUCCUCGCUCGAGCGGUGGCUCAUCAUACGGACUGCAGGUUUAUCCGUGUUAGCGGAUCAGAGCUUGUACAGAAAUAUAUUGGUGAAGGUAGCCGUAUGGUCCGUGAAUUAUUCGUCAUGGCCCGAGAGCAUGCGCCUAGCAUCAUUUUCAUGGACGAAAUCGACAGCAUUGGGUCCAGCCGGAUAGACUCCGCGGGCUCGGGUGACUCAGAAGUUCAACGUACCAUGCUGGAGCUUCUCAAUCAGUUAGACGGGUUCGAACCGACGAAAAACAUUAAGAUCAUUAUGGCUACAAAUCGACUCGAUAUUCUGGACCCUGCAUUACUGCGCCCCGGAAGAAUUGAUCGCAAGAUCGAGUUUCCACCUCCAUCUGUGGAAGCUCGUGCGGAUAUCCUACGGAUCCAUUCUCGGUCGAUGAACUUGACGCGUGGGAUCAAUCUUACGAAGAUCGCCGAGAAGAUGAACGGAUGCUCGGGAGCCGAACUGAAGGGUGUAUGUACGGAAGCCGGGAUGUACGCCCUUCGAGAGCGGCGAGUACAUGUUACUCAAGAGGACUUUGACUUGGCCACGGCCAAGAUUCUCAACAAACAUGACGACAAGGAGGUAGCUGUGUCGAAGUUGUUCAAGUAGAUGAGCAAACGGAACCCAGGCGGAUGACGAUAUGUAAUACUACUCCUCUGCGGAUUAGCCGCGAUAGUUCUAGGUGCCAGAAUUGUCAAUCUAGUACAGCCGC